Messenger RNA from Protomyces lactucae-debilis, 1328 nucleotides. RefSeq lists its product as uncharacterized. The record is from RefSeq and is a predicted model, not a curated record. The transcript has a single exon. Lineage: Eukaryota; Fungi; Ascomycota; Taphrinomycetes; Taphrinales; Protomycetaceae. The coding region runs from base 274 to 1077 and encodes 267 amino acids.
AAGUCUCAAGCUUUUUCUCGCCGAAGCGAACAAAGCGAGAGACACCGGCUACAACUAAGGAUAUGGAUGAGCUAGAUGUCCGGACUGCUAUUGAUGCCAUCGAUGCUGCUUGUGCUUCGUCUGGCUCCAGAGACGGCUGAGUUUGGUUUUUUUUCUACGUCACUUUGUUCGACGUCAUGCGACUCCGCAAACCAGGAAACCAAGCAAUUGUCUGACAUGCGCUAACGGUUUAAAGCUGGACUACUGCCCACACGACCAGAAUCCCAUCAAACAAUGAGCAACUAUAAGGAGAACCUCAAGAAGGAAGCGCGUGACCAGACAUCACGCGCUUUUGCAGUCGGUAAAGAUGCCGUUGCGUCCACUGCAUGGAUCUAUCCACUCAAGGGCAUCCUCUACUGCCUUGGACAAAAGAAACUACUGCAAGAGAUUCAAAAGCAACUCAUGCCAAAACUCGUCAUGGCGAUUGCUGUGACGAUUGUUUUGUUUGCAACAGUUUAUGUUCCGCAAGCGCUUGCAAUGGCUCUCUUUUCUGGGCCAUUGGCGUUUAUUAGCGCUGUGCCUUUGGUCUUGAGUGAAGCAAACUUGCUCAUCAAUAUCCUCUCAACAUUCUUCUUAAACACAGAUCUCGAUUUGAUCUUUGAUAAGGUCUUGCUGGAGAAGGGACACGAGACACUCGUUGGAAAGGGACGUGUGGUGGGCGCCACUGGAAGUGGUAAACAAGGUCACAUGAAGGCAAAGCUGACGUCGGGUCUACAAAAGUUCUCACCGCAAGCAGUCAUUCGCUAUCUCCUUACCUUGCCACUCAACUUCAUCCCAGCCAUUGGUACGAUCUUGUUUCUUGUACUGAAUGGACGAAAAGCAGGACCACGCUACAUGAGUCGUUAUUGGCAGCUGAAGGGUGAGAAUUCAGCGUCUGUAGAGCGGGAGAAGACUGGUUCAUUGACGGCAUUUGGUACGGCGACUGUGUUGUUGGGUAUGGUUCCUGUUGCGAACCAAUUCUUUGAAUAUACCAAUACGGUGGGUGCUGCGCUCUUUGCCUCGGAUCUGGAAAAGGGCGCACAGGCUGGUGGUAUGUGAAGCUGAAGAACAACUAUCCAAAUAGAGACAAGUCGGUUUUAUCUGCCUUGACUACCUUUUAAAAAGAAAGAACAGCCGCUACAUGAAAGUGGAACAAGAAAAAGACGGAAAUGGCAAACUAUGUAGCGACGUAACAAGCACAUGAAAAGCCUGGAACGUUUUGAGAAAUAGAGGCGAGCCAUGCGGAAGAGGCCGUCGUGUAGGCAGGGCUUGGAGCUGCACCUCAAGACUGCAUUGCCAUUGAGUGCAUU